This is a messenger RNA of Lagopus muta (rock ptarmigan), 4124 nucleotides long. RefSeq names its product nucleoporin NUP42-like. The record is from RefSeq and is a predicted model, not a curated record. Gene Ontology annotation, cellular component: nuclear envelope. Gene Ontology annotation, molecular function: nuclear export signal receptor activity. Lineage: Eukaryota; Metazoa; Chordata; Aves; Galliformes; Phasianidae.
GCAUGGAAAUCUGUAGGUGGGAAGUGGAACCAAGUUUCAGCUUUGUGUAUCUGUCAAAAUGAGAAGACGGUGCCUCGGAGUAAAGAUAGGGCACCUGGGGUUCAUUCAUCAUUUUUUAACCCUUUCAGAAAUGACCUAUUACCCAGGCAAAGCAAAGCAGUGACCAGUGGCACCAUAGAUUAAACACGAUCUGAGGUGAAUCUGGGGAAGCUAGAUUAUCACCAGCUGUUACAGUAAUUUUACCUUUUCCACUGUGGCAGUGCCCAAGGGCCCAGACCUUUGGGAUGGUGUUUAAAGGCAAAACUGGGUGACUUAGAAAGAGGAGUCUGGUGCCUGCCAUGAUUUAAGCAUACAUAAACAAAGGAGCAGUCACUGUGCAUGGCACUGGAUAUCCUCAGGCAUGCUGGUGCCUGUUUUUCUCUGUGCUUUACAGGCAGGGCCAUUUGUGGGCUAAAGACUAUUAAGCAGGAAAAGAUUGUUUAUGGAAAGGCUUAAAUUCUUUAUAAAGGAAUCCCAGCCUAUACUGAAAAUGUGGUGUGGCUCCACUAAGCAGAAAUUAAAAAUGCUUUCUCUGACUUGAGAGUGUUGCAGUGACUGAUACACCGAUGAGACCCAGACAGCUCCUCUUCAUUGCCAAAUUCUCAGGGUUGCAGCUUGUCCUGUGUGAUAGGAAAAAAGCCACCUUGCCAUGCUUUAUCCUAGGCAAGAACUGAUAGCACAGUAAAACUGGAAUUGUAUCACAUCAGUGCCCGAGUGAUUUAUUGCGAUCUAAGGCACUAUGUCUCACCUUGGAUGCACGAGUUCCAAGGAGAAUUUCGGUUUUCACAAGGCGGCAUUAAAUGGCCAGGGAUGGCAAUGGGUACCAAAGGUGGCUGCCACGUGCUGCCAUGAGGCAAUGCAGGCAGUGACAUCACUGCAUGCCUUGUCCUGACUCAUGUCUCAGCCUGGGGGAGUUACUCUAAGGAAGUCUCCUGCAGCUUUCCACUUACUGAAUUCGUCUUCUGGGCAGCACUGGGAUGGAAAAUGAUUGCUUCUGCUCCAGGCAUCUAAUGCAACCAUGCCAUGAAUUUUCUUAUUUGCUCCCAGUCCAGAAAAUGCAACACAGCUCCACAGGAUGCACUGAAUAAAUAUUAAUAUUGCUGUCCUUACUCCCUGAGCUCAUUUUUGCUCUUGGUGAAUUGAUUCUCAUUUACUCUGUGAAUACAAAGUGAGCAGUUUUGUUAAACCUCACAGUUGCUCUAACCUGCAGAGAAAAGCUUGGUGUCAUCUAUCUCAUUCCCUGUUUUCCAAGACACACACAGAUGAUUUGCAGAGUUACUGGGCUUCAAACCAGGUGUCUGAUAAACAAUCCGCUUCUGACAUAGUGGAAUGCAGCUGCUUUUGCAUUCUCCAGCAGAUUUCAAUGUGCCUGUGGCAGUAGUAAAUAUUAAAUCAUAAAUAGCAUCUGUACAAGAUGCUCUUCUUCCUUCCUCAUUUUGACAGACACUUGUCAGGAGCCACAGGAACACGAAUGUAGAGCACAGACACCCAGUUACCAAGCAGUGUUUCAUUACCGUAUGUUAAUUAUAUUUUUGAGAAGUUCUAGGAAAUCAGGAACAUAAAACAUGCAGGCAUCUUCUUUCCAUUGAUCAGAGAGCUGUGCAGCACAGCUGCAACUUCUCCCAAGUCUUUACUGCAGGAAGGAUUCUGGAAAAAAAAAAAAAAAAAAAAAAAAGCCUCUGGGGAUAGCUGGAAUAAACUCUACUCAAGUUCAGCAUUCAACACGAUGUUUCUGUGUCUUAGGAACAAAUGAGUGGCAAGUUCCAGGCAAGGCCCAGCUGGCUAAGUGCAAGUUUUCUAGUAUAGCUAGGAACUGGAUUGGCUCUUUGGCUGCCAAGCCCACCUCCAGUAAUUAGAAGCUGAAUUAGAAGCUAAUUGACUCUCUGCAAUUCACUUCCAGUGCUCAUUGUCACUUUGAUAUUUAAAGUACUUGUAAAACUGAUGAAUCUGUACUUGUGAUUUCUCUGAAGUGAGAAACUAAAACAAGUUCCAGAUAAGUAGCUGGGUGAUAAUUAUCUGUUAAUAUUGUUCUACAUGUUGAUUUUGGUAAUGGCUGUAUUUUAUUAAGGACUAAUGAGUCAUCUUCAGUGCUUCAAGUCCAGGUGACAAGGAAAAACCCAGCAAAGGACAGUUACAGCCCACGGCAGCAGCAGCAGCAGCAGCAGUGCUGUGGGUGCAGUUCUGUUAGUUACCCAAAGCCUCCUGAGGAGAUGACAUUUGGAGAUCAGCUGAGUGAUGUUUGUGGAGCAAGCUCCUCUCAGGAAAAUUAAGGAAGCAGAAAUGCAAAUGCCCAGCACUCGGCUCCUGCAGGCAUUUGGAACGCAGUCGGCUUUGCCAUUCGUUUACAUUUUCAUUUUUUCAGGAAAGUGGUCGCAUUGGCCGUUUCUUGUGUAACUCCAGAGGGCAAUUUUGUAUUUUUGUUGUAUUCCCUUUGGAGCAUGCUGAUUGUUUGCCUCCCUGCAAGCUUUCCAGAGAUCUCCCCUGAGGAGCUGCACCUGGCGUAUUAUAACUGCAGUGCAAUGGAGAGCACAGGAUACUAUGUAAGUAUUCAGAACAACUGAGCUUUCUGUGGACACGCUCAGGGUAGCAGUGGUUCCUGUUCUUCAGGUGGCUGCUCUUGACUCAUUGAAUACCAAUGCCCUCAUACGUUCACUUUUCUGUGCAGGGAGUAGAAAACAGCAGGAGCUGCUGGCCUGAAGGCUUUGCCAUAACUGAGCAACCUGAUGUGGCCAUAGGUGACCCUGUUCAGUGCAGGGGAAUUGGGUCAGAUGGCUUUAAAGGUCCCUUCUGACUCAAACAGGUCUAUGAUUCUCCCUGCCCCUUUCUGAUAACUGCGUGGCACAGGCCUCACCAAUGAUGCAGCUACAAAACGUAUUAUCCAAAGCAGGAGUUUCUGCUCAUAAAGUGGGGCAAAACCUGAAUUGCCCAGUCUGAAAUUUCCUUGCAGUAGCUCAGAUCACUCUUGUUCCCCCUUUUAAAGAAGGCAAAGGGGGGGGAAGGGGGGGAAAGGGACCCAAAUAAGAAAAAAACAAAAGCCAUGCUUAACAAAAGCAUGUUUGUGUUUUCCCACGUUUAGAUAAACGCUGUCCAUCAGUAUGUGCAACAAUGGAGAAACAGGCUGCAGGAGCUGAAGGCUUUAAAUGCCUGGAGAACAGCAUCGAUGGCUCUCCAGCCAACAGCAGCAGCGGUGCUGCCCGCUUGUUUGCAAAUCCCAGCGUCUCAUCUGGAAGCGCUCCAGCUGUGGGGAGCUCUGCUGCUGCCUCCAGUCCUCCUGCCCUCGGGGUGACGUCCUCCCACAGCUGUCCCCAUCCUGUUGGGACUGGGGAUUCUGCAGCUCCAUCCGCAGCCUGCUCCUCACUUAACGCUCCUGGAACGGCCGCUGCAUGGACUUCUGGGCUUCCGGGCCCUGCGAGCCCUGCUGCGGCAAAUCCUUCCAGCACCGCUCCGCUUGCUGUCGCUGCUCCCAAGGCAGCUACAGAACCUUCUCACCUGGGUGCAAGCAGUGCUUUGGCCGCACCGACUGCCAGUGCCUCUGCACACAGCGCCGCGUCUGCGCCUCCUGCUCCACACGGCAUCAGAGCAGGGCAGUUACACACACCGAAGAUGGAACUAACAGCCGGAGAGCUGGAGCAGUUCAGAGCCAAGAAGUUCAAGCUAGGAAAGGUCCUUCUGAAGCCACCACCAGCAGACCUUUUGUAUGAUAAGGAUUUAAGUUAAUUCUGAAGUUAUAUGCCUUAAUUAAAUAUAAAUUAAUGCAUUACAUUAUAUUAUUUACAUAGGCCUCAAUUAAAUAGAAAUAAAUAUACUAUAUUAUUUACAUAUGUCUUAGUUAAAUAGAAAUAAAUAUAUUUUAUUAUAUUAUUUACAAAAUAUAUAAAUAAAAGUUGUUCUGUGACUCUUCCAAUAAACAAUGUUGUGAUGGAGCAGUGAGUUGGAAUGCUUUUCUGUGACUUAAGUUCUCAUUUAAUUUCUUUAGUCUUUUGUAUAAUCAGUGAUGAUCCAGGUGUUAUAAGUAAGAAACAUACAAGAGAGUUUGGCUAAGCAGGUUAUUACACCAAAAAGAAUAGAUAAAGGGCUUACCCUUA